This is a messenger RNA of Ambispora gerdemannii, 1275 nucleotides long. Lineage: Eukaryota; Fungi; Glomeromycota; Glomeromycetes; Archaeosporales; Ambisporaceae. The record is from the annotation of a GenBank genome assembly.
AUGGAACCAAAUGUUAAUUCACAGAUUCCCAAAGAAACCUCACCACAAAUAAAUAAGUCUACAUUAGAUUCGACUGAGAGUUGCAUUACUCCUUCAGAAACCGGUUCUCUUGAAAAUAGUUCUGAAAUUCCUCCAAAUUCGCCAAAUUUGCCUUCUCAAAAUGAAAUUGAAUCUGAAACUGUUAACUCAGUCUCGCCAGGACAAGAAAAAAGUACCUUUUUAAUUACCACAGACUUGGAAGAAACUACUUAUGCAGAUAAAGAGGCGCCACAAACAGAAAUGAGCAUUACAACAACUUCCUCUUUACCCGAACGGGUUGAACAACCACCUGAUGCAAAGGAUAAUACUAUUUUUACAAACUAUAUUGUCACCACAAAUAACGUUAAUAAUGAAACGCAAAUUUCUACUACUAUUCCUCCGACCGACUCGUCUUCAAAGGAGCUCAUUAUUGUUCGUGUGAAACGAAAGCGAAACGAAGAGCCUUUGGAUGCGUUUGCUCACAGUUCUGCUGAUGCCCUAACCGCUUACUUCCGAUUCGCGGAAACAGUGGAUGAAAUGACAUUUGAACAUUCAGCAAAGACUCUUCAGCUUGAGGAGCGUAUCAGGAACAGACUACGAAAAAAUCAAAAGGACGAAGAUUUAAAAAAACGGUUCAAAGACCAUCAUGGAAAGAAAAGAGACCAAUUCAAGGAAGAUAAACAUACAGCACGGUAUCAAAUAAUUCAGAAUAGAAGAUAUAAAAAUAAUAAUGAGAUGUUCAUAGAUCAAGAAGACAACAAUAAUAAUAUAGUUAUGAGUGGAACCACCGAAUCACUUAAAGUAUUUGAUGCCGUGAAACAAGUUGACGACAACGACAAGAAUGUGACAAUAUCAUCAAAACCUACACAUCGUGAUGAUGUAAUGGAAAAGUUCUUGCCUAUGGUUAUGGAUUACAUGUCAUACUUGAAUAUAAAAGAUCAUGAUGACGACGAAGAUGAUGAAUACGUCUAUGAUGUAUUCUAUCGCGACGACAAUUUUGUUAAGGGAUUUGAAGAUCACUAUCGUAAUGUUGCUUCAUUGGUUUGGCUUGAAGAUGAUGAUAAUGAAUAUUUGUUAGAUGAAGCAGAUAUAAUUGACACGGACGAUGAAGACUCAAAUGCUGAAAAUUACUAUACUCAUGAUUACCCUGAAGAAGAGGGCGAUGAAAAAUGGGAGGAGGAUGGUGGUAAGAUUUUUAAUUACGAUUCCGAAUGUGAUGGAAAUCAGUCAUCUGACGAAGAAGAGUAUUAUGCUUAG